AUGAUAUCUGGUGGUGGUAGCAACUCGACGCCGACGAUAACCCUUCCCGCGCCGAUGCGCUCCGACACCUCGAGCUGCACUCCUCGCAGCGCCAUGAGCACCACGCUUACCCCAGGUUCAGCGCAAGGCGAGGAUGCAGCCCACGCCAAUGUUGUGUCAACGACGAGUACAAUAAGAGCAGGGGAAGAAGCCCAAGGAACGAGCGCCUCCGAGUCAGGGACCGUACAGCAAGAGCUUCCUCCGCAGGAUCGUGGAUGGCCAGCGUGGCGCUUCGUACUCGCGAGUUGCUUGCUCGACCUCUUUGUCAGUUCUGUGCAAAAAGCAUCGCAGGAGGGGGUCCAAUCAGUGGCUGAUCAUCCUACGCCCCUACAGAUCUGGGGUGGCACCUUCGCGUACGGCACUUGGCUCGAAUACUACCUCUCGCACCCUCCCUUCCAGAACGAAUCGCCCGUCUCGCUCGGUGCCGUCGGAACGGUCGCGCUCGCGCUCAACUACGCCGAGACGCUCAUCGGUAUCAUCCUCUGCGGCAAAUACCCGCACCAUAUUCGCAAAGGACUGUGGGCUUGCCUCGUCGUGUACAGUGGGAGUUUGCUCUUUGCAAGUUUUGCUCGGCAGGUCAGUAGCUUCGGCUCCUAUUGGCUUUGUUUCCCAGAUGACAGGGGCUGAUCCGACAUAUCCUACGGCAGCUGUGGACGUUGAUGCUCUUUCAGGGCGUGCUGGCCGGUAGCGCUGGCGGGUUGUUGUACGCUCCAAUCUACGUAUGGCUUUCGCAAUGGUUUCAAGCUCGAAGGGCAUUGGCGGGAGGAACCAUCUUUGCGGGAGCAGGCGUCGGAGGGUGAGCAGAUUCUUCCCUUCCCUCGUUGCUUCCUCCCAUGCUUCGAUCUAACCUCCUGCAACGCUUGCGACACCCCUAGAUUCGCCUUCCCCUUAAUUCUCAACGCACUUCUCCCUCCCUUGGGUUUCCGAUGGACUCUUCGCCUUUUCGCAUUGAUCACCCUCAUUAUCUGCGGUCUCUCCGUCCAUCUCCUCCAACCGCGUCUACCGAUCGUCCGACCCCCACUCAAAUCUCUCCCCUCCUCAUCGCUGGCCCCCAAUCAACUACAGGCGCGUCAAGACCAUGCUUCGGCCUCCAAAAUCUCCUUCUCGAUCCUCUACGACCCUUCCUUCCUCCUCGUAUCCGGCACCGUCCUCACACAAGGGAUGAUGUUUUCCCCUAUCCUAACUUACCUUCCGACCUAUCUCACCUCGUUCGAAUCACCAACUUUGGCAUCGCUCACUCUCGCAAUUUUGAACGCGGCUACGAUCCCGGGCUUGAUCAUGACGGGUCAUUUAUGCGAUCGAUACCCUUAUACUUGGGUGCAAGCCGUAUCGACCCUCUUAGCGACGCUCUCGAUUUUCCUCCUCCUUCAAGCGGGGGAUACUUUAUCGAAAACCCUUAUUUUCGCACUCUUGAUCGGCGUCAGUGCAGGAGGUUUCGCUUCGACGUGGUUCCCUUCCUCCAUCGACGUCGCGACACGUACGGGGAGGAAGAAGGAUGCGUCCCAAUCGGCGGUCGUGUUUGGGUACCUUGCGAUCGUCAGAGGGGUGGCGUCCAUCGUGGGACCCGUUAUCGCGGGUUCGGUCUAUAAACCGACUAGGGUGGAAGGGGGGGAGAGGAUGGGUAAGUUUGGAUUAGGGAGCUUCGUGGUGUUGAGUGGGACUUUGGGUGUGGUUGCGUUGGGUUUUGUGUUGGGGAACGAGUUGUAUAGGAGGUGGAGGCGGGGGUUGAGCAUGAGAAGGGAGGAAGAGCGGGUUGGGAAGGAGUUGGAGGAGCUCAAGUAG
Molecule: messenger RNA, 1821 nt
Organism: Microbotryum saponariae
Lineage: Eukaryota; Fungi; Basidiomycota; Microbotryomycetes; Microbotryales; Microbotryaceae
Source: the annotation of a GenBank genome assembly